Eimeria acervulina is the source of this 2481-nucleotide messenger RNA. RefSeq lists its product as hypothetical. The transcript has 3 exons. Lineage: Eukaryota; Apicomplexa; Conoidasida; Eucoccidiorida; Eimeriidae. The record is from RefSeq and is a predicted model, not a curated record. The coding region runs from base 1 to 2481 and encodes 826 amino acids.
AUGAACCCUUUUGCUAUUUCUGGGGGCCCCGGGCCUCUCUCUGAUCCUAACCCUUACAAAAUAGACGUACAGGGGGCCCCCUCCAGGGGGGAGGGGGGGCCCCCCAGCAGUUGCAUGCGACGUGUCUCUGCUGUCUAUCACACAACGGCCACCGAAUCCACCUCCCCAACCUCUGGGGCCUUCCCUUGGGGCCCCCCUGGGGGCCCCUCAGGGGGCCCCUUUGGGAGUUCCUCUGGGGGCCCCGGUGGUUACCGCCCUGGGGGCCCUUCUGGGGGUGGCGCUCAAGGGGGCCCCCAGGGAGCUAGAGGGCCCUCUAGGGGCCCCCGUUCAGGGGGCCCCCUCACUGGGGGCCCCUCGGGUGUUGCGUUUGUAGGUGGGGGACAGUUAGACCACUUACUAUGUUCAAUUGUGCUUGCAAAGAAUGAUAGAUCUCGCCUAUCUGCUUUGCUUACUCUGGAGGCAGACUGCGAAGUGCUGCUGUCAGACACUCAGAGACUGCAUGCAGCCUUUACUGUUCUUGAUGCCGUGCUGUGCAACUGUAAUUCUUUUAAGUUCAAAGCGAGAGGGGGCCCCCGCAAAAGGCCGGGGGUAGAGACACUGCAGACAGCAUCGAAGUCUCUCAGCACUUCACAGCAGGGGCCCCCAAAGGGGCCCCCAGAAGAACCCUCAAAGGGCCCUACAGAGGGGCCUACAGAGGGGCCCCCAGGGGGGACCCUAGAAGGGGGCCCUCUUCAACAGCAAACGGGGGCAGAAGGAAGACGUACACCGCAAGCAGCAGCAGAACCAACAGGCUUGGGUGCUGCUGCUGCCUCAGCAGCCAGCAUAAACCGGCAACAGCAGCAGCAACAGCAACAGCAGCAGGAAGGCAUGGUGCAGCUGUCUCCUUCUGGGCCUUCCUUAGACAACUCUCCAAGGAGUCCCUUCCCUGCUGGCCGCAGCGACGUGUCUGUAUCCCCCGAACCUGCUUCAACCAGCAGCAACAGCAACAGCAACAGCAACAGCAGCAACAACAACAGCAGCAGCAGCAGCAGCAGGCGUGUGCGGGGUUGUGCUUUGUCUGUUUCGGACUCUCAUGUGUUAGUGCCUCGCCCCUUCUCUGUAUUAUCUCGUAUGCUAGCUAUGCAAACAUGGGUCUCAAUUGCAGCAGCAAUAAACUGUCUCCUUGUCGCCCCUCAUUGGCUGGAGCGCCUGGUGGGGCUGCUGCAUGCACUCGCCAGCAGCAGCGCAGCAGCAGCCCCACACCCCAUCAGGGCCUCCGCAUGCAUUUGUCUUGAAGAGCUAGAAAUCUGCUUCCCAGGCCUUUUGUCUCCUUUCUUGGGGCCCGAUGGAUUCGGAGACCCUUCCACUGUCUCUGGUGCGGGGCCCCUGGAUCUGCGCUAUAUCGCUUCUCUGGGGGCCCCUACGGGGGGCCCCCUGUGGGGGCUCCCAGGGGCCCCCCGUGAGGGGACCUCUGGGGGGACCCGUGAGGGGGCCGCCGGGGGGCCCCUCUUCCUGACAGACAUAGUUCAACGCGAAGCCCCUUGGGGGGCGGAGGCCCCUACGAUGCUGCUGCUGCGGUGUCUCCGUCAUCAUUGUGAGAGUGCAGUUUGUGAGGGACAACUAAUUAAAGAAGAAAACGAAGAAAGGAGACAGAUAAAAGACAGUGCUCCCCUAGAAGGAGACAGCUGCGUAGACACCCCAAAUGAAGCUCUCUCCUCUACAUCAUCCCUCGCUGGAGACACACUUAGCCCUAUCCCUUGCCUUCACAGAGACCUGCAGGAGGCUUCUUUAACAGGGGGGCCCCCUGGGGGGCCCCCAGGGGGCCUCCUAGAGGGACAGACAGGCCGAGCACAGGGUACAGUUCCAGCGCCGCUGCACUACAGAAGUAAGGAGGACUCAACGGGGGCCCCAAGGCCCCAGCAGCUGCAGCAGGAGCAGCUGCUGCUGUUGUGCUCUCAGCGACCACAGCAGCAACAGCAGCAACAGCAGCAACAGCAGGAGCAACAGCAGCAGCAGCAGCAGCAGCAUGAAAGGGGUGUUUGCUUUGUGUUGCAUGCGUUCGUUCUUCACAGUCCCUUCCGUCGGGGUGUCUCCGGUGCCUCUACCCGCCUUAACCCUCAACAGCAGCAGCAGCAGCAGCAGCAGCAGCAGAGAUAUAUGCCUAAGGCCUCCCCGGUUGCUUCGGCCACUAACUGUCUCCUUGAAGAAUACCCUCUCUUUGGUGUUAGAGGGACUGUGGGGAUAUGGAGACUGGGGUCAGCUCUCCGUCUGCAUGCACCUCGCCUUCUUCUCGCGGUGGUAUAUGGCGCUGAUGCAGCACCCGCGUUUUGCUGCAGCAUUUUCUGCUGCCCCAUCCUCAAUCUUCUGUCCCUCUGCUGGCGACCCACCUUCAGUAAAGGAGCAGCUGUUACAGGCGUUGCUGCUGCACUGCAGCAGCAACAGCAGCAGCAGCAGCAGUGGCAGCAGCGGCGGCCGCAGGGGCCCCCCUUGCAACCUGUUUGA